Messenger RNA from Lymnaea stagnalis (great pond snail), 9957 nucleotides. The record is from the annotation of a GenBank genome assembly. NCBI's taxonomy places the organism in Eukaryota, Metazoa, Mollusca, Gastropoda, Lymnaeidae.
CAACUAUAGACCAACGUGAGUUGCACACCAAACAUAAACAAUGAGGAAUGCUAGUUGUUAAAUUAGAAGCAUUCGUGCUGGACACGGGAUGCACCUCAUUGACGUCAACUACCCUAGAUACGAAAGCCACGUCACGGUUUGAUGGAAUGAUUUGUGUACAGUGAAGGACACGUCAACGGUAAGGGACCUCUUGUAUGUUUGCCAAAAGUUCCUAUUAUCGUUUAAAUGAGUGCAUCUUUGCUCCUCCCUUGAAACUGCACAAGCCUAAUACAGUACGUUGUCCCCAAGCCUUUCUCUGAAGCCUCUAAGCUAUCGUUAGCAGGUUAUGCCGCAUAUGGUGUACCGGAAAGUCAGAGUGUGAUAAACCUGGGAGAGAAUCAAAUUGGAUAAGGUAUCGUUUACUUUCUCCUUUAUACAACUUACUUAAGCUUUAUUUUAAAAUACUCACACGAGUCCAUGGAAUUUAAUUUUAAUUAAGUUGAGUCGCAACUGAGGGAAGUAUCAGUCUUAAGAAAAAUCUGUGGCCUUAAAAAAAUGUCUUCUUUUUGACUUCAGUUACACAAGAUUAUGUAAAUACUAUUGAGUUGGAAUAAAAUUAAAUGGUCAUCUUAUUCCAAUGUCUACGCGUUCAAACCAGGCCUAUCAUACUCUUCAAAAAUGUGGUGCUCCAUAUUAAGUUAUGUACAUAUUGUCAUAUUGAUAAUCUUUGCCGCCCGAUGCUUAUCUCGGUUUCAACAUGGCUUUCAUACGUUUGUGUAGGAGCUUUAAAAUAACACUAGUUAUUCCAACUUUAAUUUAUUACACUAUAACCUGAAAAUUUAUGAGACUUUGUGAUUAAUUCAGACAUAGUAUGUGAAUUUCUCAAGAUUACGGCAAUUUCAUCAAAGCGUAUGUAUAUGGCAAAUUAUUGGCAUUUGUUGCAUUCAAUAGUAUGUGUAAGGGCCAAAUGGUCAGGUUAUAUUUUUAAAGACUCGUGUUAAAUAUUUUCAAAUUAUUAUUUUUUUUAUCAUGGUAUAGUUUAAAAGUUAUUGAAAUAUGUUUGCUUCUAACAUACGAGUCAUGUGAAAAUGAUUAGAUACAUAGCCUACAUGUUUCCUGUCUGUACGUGACUACCAGUACUACUAGACCAUUUUUUGUUUGGGACGGGUAAAUUGUGCGAGGAAUCUUUCAAAUUUAAAACUGUUUAUCAAAAAGAUAUUUAACUUAACGCAUUAUUGAUAUUCAUUUUUAUCCAUGCUAAACGCAGUUCUUGUGGAAAAAAAUUUCACUGGCCGCUGCUUUUCUUAAAACUACUUUUUAGCUGCACAUUUAUUUCGUUUUUCGUUUUCUGCUGUACUCGUUGUUCCGAUUAUUCCUUCUUUUUUAAAAGGCAAACUUACUAACGUGGCCGCGACCGUCAAGUCACUUCUCCACGCUAAGUAAGACUUUAGAAUACAUACAUUUACACAUGAUAUUAUUAUUUUCGUAUUAUUUUAUAUACAUUUUAUGUACUUAGCCAUUAGUUUGCUUUUAUAUGAACUUUUAGAGAUUUGGGUGCUAUAUGACUCAUGUCUUUGUUAGUUCAAGAAGUACGAGGAGUACGAUGAUUGCACAACAUCGUGCUUGCCAGUAAAAACGCACAGAAGCAAUUAAAAAAAAGAAAGAAAAUGAAACGUGAGUGUGGAACCACUCAAGACAAUCUAGAUAUUAAAAUUUGAUAUGAAUGUAAAAGUUGCUUAUGCACAAUGUUGAGUUUUGGGUAGUUUUUCUGUUAGUUACACAUUUUCAGUCAGGAAAAAUCACUGAAUUUAUUGAAAGUCCAAGAAUGUUGGCCAUGGAACUACGCAAAAUCCUAAUUGGCCGAAGGGAGUAGCAUUUUAUAGUUUCAUAUCUAGCAGGGGGGGGGGGGGGGGGGGGGGUCCAAAAUUGAAAAUUCCCCCCCCCCCCCCGGUCCCCUACUUGAGGGGAGCCCCCAAAGGAGUGUCCGAAUUUUUUUUUGUACAUUAAUAAUGAAUGUCAAAAUACAGGGGCCCCUAAAGAGGCCAAGCCCCCUGGGCCCCAAAAUCCCUAUCUAUGCCACUGAUAUCUAGGUUCCAAUACAUUAACAUUUAUAUUUUGGGCUUUGUCUAUUUUCAACCAUGUCAGACCAUGAUUCUUUUUCUUUCUUCAAAUCGAAUUAAGCAUCAAUGAUAAAACUGUCCCUCUCCUAAAAAAGCCAUCUUUUGUUUUGUUAGGCCUUCCUGAACUUACUCCUUUCAGAAAAGCUAUUCUGAUUUCCCUAACUGAACUAAAGGGCCAUCUAUGAAUGUCAAACAUGUAAUGUAAUAGUAAUGUAAGGAAGUGGCCAUGAAUUUGUGAUGAAGUAUUAUGUGGGUGGCUUAAAUUUUUUGAGGAUGUGGGGAGAGUGAUCCUGAUUUAUGAAUCCCCUAAAAACUGACUUUUGGCCUAAAUCUCAGUGUCCGUAGGUCAAAUCCACUUUUGUGAUAAAAUUUGACCCUAGUUAGUUGACCACAGACAAUAUUUCAUAACGGUAUUAACUUUUCUAGUAAAAUUGCGAUAAAAAACAAAUUCCUUACACUUUGAAAAAUGUAAACACAGGAAGAGGACAUGGAAAUAUUGAUUUGGACCAAGUACAGAAAUAUUUAUAUCAAAUCCCAAAAUUACGAGUCACUAUGAAACGCCACAUAGACUGGCUUGCGUCAAAACUUAACUGGCGGAAAGCCAGGUAGACUGGCGUGUCAGACUUUUAAGAGUUAAUUAAGUGGAACAUAAAUUUCAAAAUUUCCUGCUUGCCAAAUUUUCAUGAAAACAUGUCCCUGGGGCCUUAAACAAUUGCCAUACAUUGAGAUUGACUAGAAUAGAUAUGUCCUUCCUAAAUCCUGUAGUUUCAUAUUCUCCGGAUUUGUAUGUGUUGCAACACAUUUAUUACAGCCACGACCCAUUUCUGACAUGCAGUUUUAGAACUAUUAAAUGUCCUUUAGUCUAGUGUAUUUUGAAGUGGUGGUCUGUGGACCAAUACUGGUCUGCACCUUAUGUUGCCGGUCUUCAUAUUCACAACACAUAAUUAUAAUAAUAUGAGUAAAAAUUACUGGAAAAAUAAGUUAAAGUAGCCAUCACUCUUCACAUUCAAAAUUUAGAUUGUGAGACAUGACAUGCACCGUCAUAGUCAUACUUCAUGUAAUGCUAUGCUCUUAAUAGGCCUUAAAUAUAUAUAUUAAAAACUUCUAGGCCUAUUGAAGCUUUAAUUUAACGCUAGCAUUAGAAAUUAGAUUAACGUCCAAUUGGCUGAUCACUGAUUAAAUAUUUUGACAUUUAUGGUCACAUAAAAAUAUAGGCUAAUAAAUAUGGCACUGGGAAACUGGUCCACUAGACAAUGCUUUAUAUUAGACUUUCUGCUAAGUCAUAGCUUUUUUGUCAUAUAAAGUUAGUUAUACCUACUAAUUCCAUAUCAAUAAGUAUGAAUUAGGAGUAUUAUUAUAUAUCAUUGACUAUGUCUGUAUUAUUAAGAGCAUUAUAAAGCUAACAAACUAAAUCUAACUCGGUGCAUACUUAAUGCAGAAAAUAAACUUGUGUAUUAUAUAAUAUAUGAUAAUUUAACUGAAUUAAAAAUUGUUGGUAAUGAUGUAAAUUUGAAUGUAAGACAUUGAAUUUUUAAUAAGUUAUAAGGUUAAAAAUGUUAACUAAAUCUAACUCAAACAGUGCAUACUUAAUGCUCGGUGUUAACUUUUUGAUUUGAUACAAAUGCUGUUAUGAAAAUAAAUUUGUAUAUUAUUAUAUAAUAAAUGGAUUAAUGGAACAGAAGUAAAUAGCCUACUCUAAAGAAAUGGCAUAUUAAGUGUCCUUUGUACACAAUUAGGCACAGCUAGAUUUCAAAUUAGGUUUCCAUAAUUUAAGGGAAAGUUAUCAUUUAUUAUUCUUUUUUCUUAAAAUUCUUUUGAAAUAAACUUUUAAAAAAACGUUUACUCACUUUCUUUCAGAUAAGAAGUGCCCAGAAAUCUCUCCAACUGGUGGAGACGCACACUGAGGCUAGUAAAAACACUAGAAAAUAAAGCAUGGAGAAUAACAAUGCUAUUGCAGCUCAAGGCCCAGAUGAUGAGGCCAAGAUUGAGAAUGUAAAACCCACUGCUGAUGAAGAAGAGUCCCCUGAUAAGGACAGGGGUAACCGUCAGCGCAGGCGACCAUAUCGUCGGGAAAUUCACCCAGAAGAUGGUAGGUGUCAAUGUAUAUUAUUUUUUCUUCAAGUUGUAUUUGAAAAAAAUAGUACAAUUGUUCCACUUAGACUGAGCUUGUUUGUAUUUAACACAUUUGAUUAGACUGUUUCCAAUGCUAACUUUAAAAAAAAAAUAUGCUGUGGUCAAGUUUUUACAUCAACUUUUUAAUGUGGAUUUUCAGAGACUGGGAAAUGGGCUAUUCGAAGAAAGAUUUGGGACUACCUGGAAGACAACAACAAGGUCAAUAUGCCCAGACCCUGCCAUUACCGCAUACCCAAUUUUGAGGUCAGUUGAAAGAAUGUUUUAGAAUUUUCAUAAAGUUCUUUGUUGUUCACAUUAGAAAAAUAUGAUAUUAUAUUAAUAGUUUAUUAAAAUUGGCACAUUGUCUUAUUUUCUUCACAGAAUGCGGCAGUUGCCAAUGAUAAACUAACUUCCCUAGAGGCAUUUAAAAAGGCAAAAACAGUGAAGGUGAAUCCUGAUAAGCCCCAGGAGCAGGCAAGGUUUCUAGUACUUGAGGUGAGUGAAAUGAGUGGGUUUUUUGUUAAACUGGUCUUUGGACCCCACUUCACUGAAAUGAGUAUAUAAGAACCAUUUAUAAAGAGAAAAAAAUCUGAACAUUUUGAGAUGUUCUGAUCAAUGGAUUAGAUUGACUCCUGCUAUAGGUAAUAAAGAAAAUAGCUAGUUGACGUGAGUAGACAUGUUAUACAUUAUUUAAGUCUUUGCCAUAAGUUGAUUCUGAUGGAUUUAGAAUAGGAAUCAUCCUCAUUUGUGUGGGAUGGGAGGAUGUAUAUUGAUUUUUAUUUUUAUCUACAAAACUGUAUAGGUUACAUUUAAAAGUUGCAUAUGGCCUUGUGAAGAUGGCUGACACUAACUUUUCAAUCUAAAUAUUAGACGUUUUGAGAAAAGUGACUGAUAAUCUGAUUUUUUGGUAGUUCCAUGAUCUAAGUGUGAGUGUAUUUCAACCCAUUACUUUUUUUUUCAUUUGUGCAUUUAGGCUGGAAAAGAACUUGUUCUUCUUAAUCAGGUAUUAUAUUAUUUCUAUUUGUUUGAAACUUAGUUGCUUUUUUUUUUUUAAUUAAAAAAAAUUUUCCUAGUGUAAUUAUAUAGGCCUAUCUAUUAUAUUCAAAUAUAUUGUUUUUUAAAUUGUUUUCAUAGACUUUCUUAAGUUUGAAAUAGGCGUCGGCCACAUUUGUUAAAUAAAUGUUUUCAUGUUUAUAAAGACACAGAGAAAUCUGCAAUCACCUCCUCCCCAAGUUCGUACCGGUCUCCUCAAUCGUGUGAUCCCUCCAGAAGGUGCUGAUAAGGAGAAGCUGCGUCAUUGCUGCACCUCUCAGGUUAAUAAUUUAUAUAUUUUAUAUAUAAUUUUUAUAUUUAAUUAAUUUGACAAUUUUCGUCAAUCUUUUUAAGUGUAAUCCUGUUUAUCUGUGAGAUGUUAGAUCCAAAAGUUAAACGUUUGCGUAAUUUUAUUUAAAGGGUGUAAAGGAACACAGUAAAGAGAUUGAACUAGAAGAAAAGGUCAAGAUUGACUUAGUAGUGGUUGGAAGCGUGGCAGUCUCAAGGAAAGGUAUGACUUUCAUUUAACAUUGUUUUAGUUAUUUAAGUCAUGCAGGUGAUGAUGAUAAAUGGGACGUAAUUCUGAAUAUGUGAGGAAUCAUUUAUCUGAUGCAUUGUUGUCGUGUAAAGAAUUUAUCUUUUCAUAUUAAAAAAUUUGAGGGUAGGCUGCAAUGAUGCAUCAAAAUUUUUUGUAUUGUAGGAUUCCGCAUUGGCAAAGGGAAAGGUUUUGCUGAUCUGGAGUAUGCCAUGAUGAGAACAAUGGGAGCUAUUGAUGCCAGCACUAUUGUGGUCACAUCUGUACAUGACUCACAGGUUGUGGACAUACCGGAGGAAUUGGUAAGUUAUAUGCUAAUAUUAAAUUUUAACAAUGCAAGUGAUGAUGAUAAAUGGGACGUAAUUCUGAAUAUUUUUGUUGAUUCAUUUAUCUGAUGCAUUAUUAGCAAGUCACAAGGACAAAUUGCUUUUGAAAUAAUUAAAAUAUUUGUUAAUCUCUUCAGGCAUUGUAAGACUUCAAGUUUUCAAUUUUUAAACAUUCUAGGUUGAUGAACACGACAUGACAGUGGACUUCAUCUUGACCCCAACUGAGCUUAUUGAGACAAAUUGCAAUAGGCCUAAACCAGCUGGUGUAAUCUGGAACCAUCUGGAGGUCAACAAAUUCUUUCAGGUUGGUACCACACUUGACUUUCUGCAUAGCUCUUGGUCUUUUAUUUACUUUAAAUAUAAUCAAAAUCAAAUUUAAACAUCCACAUUAUAUAUUUUCAAAGGUAUUCUGUGUUUCUACAAAGAUAUCUUUGUAGUAAGGGCUAAUGCUAUGUAUUUUAUUCGAUAUAGAUCCCAGUACUGAAGCAACUGAGAGACAUUGAAAGGGAAAAUGGCAAAAUUGUUCUGCUAAAGGGACAAGAGAAUGAAGAAGAGGAUCCCCUUGAGAAUGCUGAACCACCUCGCCCCCGUAGGUACAGACGUUAUCCACAGGGAGGAGGAUUUAGAGGACGUGGAAGGCCUUACAGGUAAUUGUGUUUUUGAAUAACUUAGCUUUUCAAUUUACCUUUGGUUUAUUUAUGUCAUUAAGUUUUCAUUUUGUUACUUUAAAAAGUUUCAUUUGUAUUUAUAUUAGUACUGAUGUGGCUCUCGGUUAAGAUUUAUUAGAAAUGAGUUAUUUAUUUUUUUCUUAGUGCAAAUGAUGAUGAUAAAUGGGACGUAAUUCUGAUUGAUCUGAGGAUUCAUUUAUCUGAUGCACAAGCUGAUUUAAUAAGAUUUGCUUGACCCUGAAAUUUUAGAUAGCAGACUUAUUUCUCUGAAGUGAAUGUUGAAGACAAUGAUUUAAUUGUGCCUGCAUCAUCUUGUUAUCUCACCUUGGUUUGAAAUGUUUAUUUUAGUAUUUAAAAAAUCUUGAGUUUGGUGAUUUCUUUAAACUCAACUGAGAGCAAUCCGGUAAUAAAUUAUUUUUUAUACCGUGUUACAAUUAGAUGAAAUGGUAUGACAUAAUAUAUAUGAUACAAAUUAUAGCUUCACAAAUUGGCUAAACAUAAUUUGUUUGUUAUACAAAUAAUGGCUUCAAUCCAAGUAUUCAAACAAAUGAAUGCAUCAAAAUGGGUUUAUUUUUAGAACAAAAUUAGAAAGGUUAAUGACAUUCACAUGCCAAACUUUCCUAUGUUUGAGCAAAUAAAAUUUACAGCAGACUAAGAUUGUUCCUUCAUGCUAUUUAAUUAAAUCUGCCUGUAGAAGUAAUGGAAGUAAACCGGUUAUUUCUUAGUGUGCCUGACCCAAAUGAUAAGGUAAUUAAAAGUUUAUAUUUAUAAAUUUAGAUUCAGGAGAGGUGGUGGUCGACGAAGAGAAGGGGGAGAUGACAGCAAUAAAGAGAAUGUAGAGACUGGAGAUGAAUCUGGAGCAGAUGGUGACAAUGAUGGGCGAGGAAGACGCAGAAAUUACCGUAACAGAAGAUUUAGGCGUGGGGGCAAACCUCGUGCUUCUGAGUCUGAACACAGUGAUGGUGGUGGUGAAGGUGGUCAGGGAGAUGGGGAGGACAAGAACCGCCAACGGAGGUAGUAAUUUGUUCAGGUCUUUUGCUCUUUGUUGGAUUUAUUUACUGCUAAAUUGCCAUGUGUGUUCCAUUGUCAACCUCAUUAUUUUAUGAAUUCAGAUACCCACAACGUCGUCGCUUCCAGCGCAGGCGUCGUUAUGACGGUGGCAGCCGUAGAGAUAACAGGGCUGGUGGGGACCACUCUGGGAGUGAUGGGGAGCAGAAGACUUCAGGAGAUGAAGAUGGUGAAGGUAAGAUGGUAUUUGUGUUCUUAAUUUUUUCCAUUAGUGCAAAUGAUGAUUUUAUAUGGGACGUAAUUCUGAAAUAUUUUGAAGAUCCAUUUAUCUGAUGCACGCUUAAAAAUUUAUCUUCUUUUUCUCACCAAGUCCUUUCAGGUAGUAGUGUGUAUGUUUCUUAGUUGGGUCUAACGCCUUUUUUGGGAUGUGCAAUUACUACUCUAUUAUUAUUUUACAAGUCUCAAAUUUUUGCUCCAAUAGAAAUUGAUGCUUAUGGGUAAUUUUAAUUUUUAUGUUUCCCAACUUAAGUGGUCUGCAUUCCCUUUGAAUUGUGACAAUGCAUUUUAAUAUAGAAAAAUAAAUAUUCUAUGUUAAUUGAAUUAAGGAAAGAACUGUAGAGCUUAGAAAAUGAACUGGUGACUUAAUCCAUAAACCAUAAUGUUUAAUAAAGAAAUGUUUAAAAAAAAUAUGCAAAUAUUUGUGUCAUAAUUUUAGUCCAUUACCUGUAGUCUUUUCUUUUUAAAAAAAUAACCGUUCCUUGCACCCUCUGAAUUGUCACCUUACUGGCACCCAGGUUGUUUCUUUAAUAUGGGGACAUGGAUCAAAUGAAAGUGGCACUUUUUGAAAACCUUAAUUUAUAAUUUAUAAUUUAUUUUUUUUAUGUAUUAACCCUUCUAGAACUGACCUACUUUUUUUGCUAUGUAUAGCCUAAGUAACAGCUAUUAUUUUGCUAAUUAUUCCCUGUGGCCCUGACAUUUUUUAGAAUAAGCCAACAUUUGAUAUGUUUGCAGAUUAUUUUAUAACUUUUUUUGUUUUAAGCAAUGGAUAACAUGUAGAGAACAUGUUCAGAACUGGAUGAGGGUGUUAAAAAUACUAAGGUAUUUUGUUCACACUUUUCAUUGGCAAUGGUACAAUAGGGGAUUGUGUGGCCAGCACACUGCCCAGCCGCUUUUACUCCAGUUGAUCAUCUAAAUAAAUUUAUACGUUGACACUUGGUCUAAAACCUGUCAAUCCUACAGGCGCCUGUAAAUUUUGAGCUAUGGUAGACCUACUUCAGCAAUUUCACCCCCCUCAUCCUCAUCAGCACCAGAAUCAUUUAAUCUCAAUAAUAGUUUAAAAACAAAAGGUUUCAUUAAGUGGUUCAUAAGUCAUCCCCAAUAUCGCUAGGUAGCGACAUGGAAACAACAAAUACAUAUCAGCACAAAAAACUCAUGGUUGAUUUUCAUUAUUCAAAAGGCAAAAUCAAAUUUGACUAUUCCCCUAACAUUCUGUCCGAGACUGUGGUAAAAUGUUAUAUCCUCGUUUUUGUGUUUAUAUUGGAUACCCUUCUGUGUGGGACCCUAUAAAAAAAAAAGGUACACUUUGGUCACAGGGAAAAAAAGUAGGUCACUGCAAAUGGCCUCAUGCUGUAAGGGUUAAGAUCUGUUCCUUUCAUAACUUCCUAUUAGGUCGUAGACCCCAACGCCAGAGGUUCAGGACCAACCCAGAUGCAAUUGUAUGGGUCGGUGGACUCUCUCGUCGUCUGCGUGUCAGUGAACUGAAGACAGAGCUCCGUUCCAUGAAUGUGAACCCUCUUCGUUUAGUUUGGCGCGGAGCCCGUGGCUUUGCAUUUCUUCACUUUCAAACGACAGACACUGCUAAAGAAGCGGUUGAUGCUCUAGGAGGCAAAGAACUAGAUGGAAGGGAAGUAAAGGUAUGUAUCAUACAUGAUAGUGCAUGCAUGGUCAUGCACCAUACGUGAUAGUGGCUCUGCCUUAAGCAGGUGGGUGAGUGAACAUGAAUUUUUACAUAUUUGGUGUUUUUUUGUGUGCAUGUGACUAUAGCAAUCAAUUUUCUAAAAUUUCUCCAGGUUGAGAUGGCAAAUAAUGAUCGCCCACCUCGUCGCAGAGGAGGUGACUCACGUAGUGAGAAAACAGAUAACCAUUCUUCUGAACCCCUAGAAGGUGGAGAUAGGUAA